AUGUUUCAGAGCCCAGAUCAACCGCCACCAAAAACACUCGAGAAGCCCAGCCUGCCUGAUAACUAUGACUCACUUGAUCCGGAGCAAAAGUCCCAAGCGGACGAACUUUAUCGACGCAGGACGCUCUUUUACAUCUACAUGGCGUUCAAUGGUGGCUUAAAUAAAAAGCACUUGUCAGGGAUGAAAGAUCCUCGUGUGCUACUAUCUCAACAUCUUGUUGAAUGCGCUGAGAAACAAUGGAGUGGAGAUGUUUUUGGCCUAAAAGGAGCUCUCAUCAGGAUAUAUGAAAACUGGCAUCUUUUCAAUGCACAUCUAUCGGAGCCACUUCCAUGCCCGAUCUCGUUUACCCAGUCUGAGAUUGAUGCGUAUUACGAGCAGGAGCCAACCUGGUUUGAAAUGAAUGGUCUCUUUGAGUACUGGAAGUCAGAGCUAGGAGGUUUGGGCGAUGACGGAUGGGUGAGGACGGAAGCUUACGAAGACACUGAAAAGAAAAGCAUUAAGUUGAAGCAGGUGUUAUUGGAGGGCUCGGAUACACCGGAAGAAGAACGGUGCGUUCAAGAGCAAUGGCCAUUCCAAGAUCAUGAGGAGUGA
Messenger RNA from Trichophyton rubrum CBS 118892, 591 nucleotides. RefSeq lists its product as uncharacterized. Gene Ontology annotation, cellular component: mitochondrion. The transcript has a single exon. The record is from RefSeq and is a predicted model, not a curated record. The coding region runs from base 1 to 591 and encodes 196 amino acids. Lineage: Eukaryota; Fungi; Ascomycota; Eurotiomycetes; Onygenales; Arthrodermataceae.